This is a messenger RNA of Micropterus dolomieu (smallmouth bass), 4628 nucleotides long. RefSeq lists its product as uncharacterized. The transcript is spliced from 6 exons. NCBI's taxonomy places the organism in Eukaryota, Metazoa, Chordata, Actinopteri, Centrarchiformes, Centrarchidae. The coding region runs from base 362 to 1216 and encodes 284 amino acids. Gene Ontology annotation, molecular function: oxidoreductase activity. The record is from RefSeq and is a predicted model, not a curated record.
CAGUUGAACUGGACGCGGUAGUAAAGUUUGUUGAACGGCAACAGCUAAGGGUACGAAAAAGCCUCACAGUCUGUAAUGUGAACACGUCUGCAAGUAGUCUUUGUCAGUCACAAACUAACAGCGGGGUCACGACAGGGAGUCUGCAUCGCUUAAAACCAAGUAGGUCUGUGUGUCAGCGUCGGUGUAUUUCCGGGUGGCAUGAGGCUGCUCCAUCCCAGCUAGCAUCAUCACUUGGUUCAUCCUCCCUCCUCCAUCCAGCCACAACAACAGCUACCGCGAGGCCGGGACACAGUGACCGAGACAGAUUUCUAAUUGAUGUCUAAUAGCUGAAAGCCAGAGCGGGGGGCAGCGGGCAGGAGUUAUGGCGGCUUCGCUUCUCUCUGAGACCGACAUCAGGCACCGGUCCAUGGCGGAGGAGGAUCCGAACGGGAAUGAGCACGGGGCGGCUGCACGCAGCGCGGAGCCUCGCUGGGGACCGCAGCACGCCGGGGCCCGACAGCUAGCGAGGCUCUACUCUCCCGGAAAGCGACUCCAGGAGUGGAUGUGUGUGAUUCUGUGCCUCUUCCUUUUCAUCAUCAACUUCUCCUUCCUCCUCCUGCACUUCUCCACCGUUCACAUCUACAAGAUCAUCCUCGGCAUCGUCCUAGGAAUAGUGACAGCAGACUUUGCAUCGGGGAUGGUCCACUGGGGGGCGGAUACCUGGGGAUCUGUGGACAUCCCUAUUAUUGGCAAGGCAUUCAUUCGUCCAUUCAGAGAGCACCACAUCGAUCCAACCGCCAUCACUCGCCACGAUUUCAUUGAAACCAAUGGCGACAACUGUAUGAUCCCCAUCCUACCACUGGCUCACAUGGUGUACAAGUUCCUCACAUACACACCAGAGGCCUUGGCGGCGUGCUAUCCCUGGGACUGCUAUGUCUUCGCCCUGGCGGUUUUCGUGACGCUGACCAAUCAGAUACAUAAGUGGAGCCACUCCUAUUUCGGCCUCCCGCGCUGGGUCACGCUGCUCCAGGACUGGCAUCUGGUGUUGCCACGGAAACACCACCGCAUCCACCAUGUCUCGCCGCACGAGACAUAUUACUGCAUUACUACAGGUUGGUGUAACUAUCCGCUGGACCAGCUGGGCUUUUGGAGACGGAUGGAGCAAUUGAUCCAACAACUCACAGGGCAGAAACCGCGAUCAGAUGACAUGGCGUGGGCCAAGAAAACCGACAGAUAAACACAAAAAGGAGGGAUGGAUGGACGGUCGGGCCUGCAGAUGCAAAAACAUAGAAGAAAGAGAUGGAUGGGGAAAAACACAUACACACAUUUUACUCAUGUAUCUGCGCUUCUUGCUAUAAUACUAAAGAGCAAACAUUUAAAGAAUCCGUGUUUGCAAAAAAAAAAAAAAUCAAAGAUGGUUCGAAAGAUUUCUGUAUGUGCUGGAGUCUGUAGUUUAACAAGCUUUGAACGUAGGAGGACUACAAGCUGAUUGGCUGUUACUCUGCUGUAACAGCCAAUUGGCUUGUGGUCCUGUCUAUCAAAUAAGGUGUUGUGGUGUGUAGGAAGUUUCUGGAGGUUGGGCUCUCCAGGAGUGACACCAUGCUGUCUGUUGAAGGCAGCUUCUUACACCACACAUACACAUGUACACACACAAACACACGCAAGCGCAUAAACACACCUAUACACUUGCACAGUGCACACAAACUCAAACAUGUUUGUUCAAACAUGUUCAGUGUCUCCACUGACUUCUUCUUGUCUGUUGUUUUUUAAGUAUUAGGGUUGUUUGGCUCAUACUAGAAACAUCACCACCCUGAUGGAUGUUUUUACACACAAGAAGGUGAAAAUCUCAUGACUGUGUGCUUAAAAACUGUGUGAUUAAAAAUGUAGACAGUUAACUUCACCUCUUUAGUGCAUGUGCUCGAGGUAAGAUGAUCUGAAGAUAAUUUGAGGUCCGUACAUACAAGCAAAGCCAUGUUUUCCAGUUUUGGUUGAUUCUGAAUCAAUGAUAACAGCAUUUUCUGUUCAUCCUAUAUGUGCUUUGACAAACUGUAGAACUUUUCUUGCGCAGACAUUUCUCAUGGAAAUUUGGUAAAUGAACGUAUUUACUGCACAAAACAAAUCAUCUGUAAGCCAUUAUGAUGACUUCUAAUUAGAUUAGAACCUAUAUUUCACUUGAAUCCAGAUUAGUUUAGAAUUUUUAGCACAUCUGUUCAGCUAGCUGUAGUAAAGCAUUUCAUCUUUUUUCGCUUUCAUGCACAUGAAAGAGGCAGCCAGACUUUCUCGUUGUCUCUUCAUAUAUUACAUUUUUAGAGUCCACUAAAAAACAAAUCAACAGUGUGGUCAGAUUUUGACUGUCUUCACAGACAGAGAAAAGACACAACUGAACUGAAAAUGGUGGUUUAGCAAGUUACAGUAGGUGUAAAGCAGGUUACAAAUGCAAAGGUGAAUGUGUUUACACUUACAGGAAUACGUUUAGGGAAAUACACUCACUCCUUUACUUGGCAAGACUGAGAUAAAAAGAUGAAUUUUACGGCGUAAUGCAUUCACUUAUAAUAAAUAUAUAUUGUCCUGUUUUUUUUUGUAUUAACAAAAUUAUUAUCUCAGAAUUCUGAGAAAAGUAUUCAUGGGAGGGGGGCUGCUGCUGAUCAGCCUGACCCUCCAGCACUGCUAUAUGAGUACGUGAUAAAUAUAAAUACAGGGUAUUAGUUACAUGUUACAUGCCAAAUUAUGUCAGCUAACUGGAUGCUUGACCACGUGUAACAUGAGAGAGCAAACCAAAUGAGAUGUCUCGUUAAUGCAUUUUAUUUUUUUUCCAUGAAAACGUUUCUCAGCAUUCUGAAAUAAUAAUGUCAUUAAUUCAGACAAAGAGGGCAAACAUUUUUUUCUCAAGUGAAUGCAUUAUUAUGCUUCCAUAGUAUACCACUCUCACAGGAGCCUAGGACUGGGGGAAGUGAGGAGACUGAGUAUGCAGGAGGGCCCACAAAGAUACUAGAAUGAAUUGCUAUUGAUGCAGGUAGGGAUCCAUAGAGAGAGUCUAUGUACAGGGUCCACACUGUUGUGCUCUACCCCUGCACUCUCAUGUAAGGAUGAUACAUUUGUGGCUGUAGCAUUCACUGACUAGCUAGGUUAGCAUUUCUUAUUAUAACUGGAAACGAUGGGAAAUAGCUAGCCUAGCUCUGUCCAAACAUAACAAAAUACACAUACCAGCACCACUAGCUGUUUUUCCAUAUUUCCAGUCUUUGUGCUAAGCUAAGUUAAUCGGCCGCUGGUGGUAGCUUCAUAUGUAGCUAAAGACAUGGAGGACCUCUGGCAUUGAGUUUGGAUGGCAGGUUGAUGUUUAUAUAAUAUAUAUCUAUCUCAAUUUUACACGUACACACACACAUAUAUAUAUAUAUAUAUUGUGUGUGUGUGUGUGUGUAAACUUGAGGUUCUUUCUUACAUUUUAGCAUAAAAGACAGAAGCAGAACUUCCUGGGCAUCAGUGGUUUCUCCUUACUGUACUUGUGUCAUGUCUGCAGACAGAAAUGUAUCCAGCAGAAGUUCAGUUUCUUGGAGGAUGCUUGUGGCUGCCCUAAAGGCCAUAAAAUGAGUUCUAUGUGUGAAGUUUGCAUUUUCACCAUCACACUGGACAGCUCAGGGCACGAAAGCUUGGUUGAGUUGGUUAGUGCCUCCAAGAGCUGCUUCUUGUCACAUCCUGCAUCACUGGGAAUUUAAAUUCAGUUUUUUGUCAGCCCAGGACAACCAGACCACUUCCUAAAGCACUUCCCAAUCAUUUAAAUUGUACUGCUCUGAUUAAGGAAAGCUUGAAAAAUUUUUUUUUUAUCAACAACCGUUCUAUACCACAAAUAAAUCUUUGCAGUCUUUUAUAAACAGUUGCAGUCAUUCAAACCAUUUUAGAAAUCCUGAUCCAUUGCUGUGUUCACAUCCAAAAUCCUACCGUAAAAAAGACAAAGAAAUCCCAUCAGCAGUUUUGCAAGAUGCUAAUUGUUGGCGCUGUCUAUUCCACUGUGCUGCUUUGGCUGCAACUGUAAAUACUAAACCAUACCAAGAAGGGAUCACAAACCUUUAAACCUAAAUCAGAGAGAUUCACACAUUCAAACUGAAUUUCUGUUGCACUAGCAAACUACUAGCAAGUUGCUUAUAAAAUGCAAAUAAUGUCUCCAGUAUCAGAUUUUUGCUCACAUUAAUACGGUGACACAUGCACUUUAGUUGGCUGUUAAUAACUCUGUACUAAAGAGUCUAGUUGCUUGACGUCGUAGUUUCUUUCAAGGCUGGAAAUCUCUUCAGUCACCGAAAAUCAAUAACAGCACUUUCAUGUUUUACUGGGUUAAUGUCUGAAAAUGUGUCCUGAAAGCAACUGUUGACUCAUGAUAACACACACACAGAUAAAGUCACACAUCUCAUUUGCAUGCACACACACACAUAACAAAACUCUUGAAUGCUGUCACACUGUACACCAACACACAGGCUCUUUCUGACAUUGUGUUCUGUUGUUUUCUCCGGCUUUAUAAUGUUCUAUUUUUUUAUUAACGGAUCAAGCCUUGUAGAGUUCAGUUUUGACGUUCCAUUUUGCAGCUCAACGCUCGCUGCUCGUCUUGCCUUAAUGUUUUUAUCUGCUCUUUGAUUUAAAUAAAGGUUUAUUAAAUCCAA